AUGUUGGCGACAUCCAUUCUCCUUGUAGCGCUUGCCGCUGUUGGUCUUGCGGAGCCGCCGGCGGGGUAUAGAACUGUGUAUAUCACGUCGUUGCAAGAUGCGAAAUUCGUCAUUACGCCGAAGGCUGCGAAGAAUGGGAGUACGACUGUCGUGCAAACCCUGACCAAGAAGCCGGAACAGCAGUGGUAUAUCAAAGCUGGAAACACGACGAUUCAAUUGGCGAAUACGACUUUGUGCUUAGACGGCGGACCAAAAAGCAACUGGAAAGACAUGGGAAACAUCUACUUAAUAGACUGCGCACCUGGUAAAGUCUCACAGCAAUGGGACGCCAUGGCCGAUGGACGUAUCGCGCUUAAGCCAUCUAGUCCUGCCGAAUGCAUCGACUUGCAGUAUUUGAGGGCGACGCAGAAUAAUCCUGUUGGUCUGUAUGCUUGCGCUGGGUUGGCGAACUCGGGUGCGGCGGAUAAGGGGAUCAAUUGGCCGUUGGUUAAUGUGACGACGACCUGA
Molecule: messenger RNA, 507 nt
Organism: Glarea lozoyensis ATCC 20868
Lineage: Eukaryota; Fungi; Ascomycota; Leotiomycetes; Helotiales; Helotiaceae
Product: Ricin B-like lectin
Exons: 4
Coding region: 1-507 (168 amino acids)
Source: RefSeq, a predicted model, not a curated record